AUGGCAUCAAAGGCAGGCGAAAAGAGCAUCUCCGCCUAUGGAGAGGCUCGUUCAACAGUGGAAGGGAAGCCUCUCGACGCCGAGACAGUCCGUAAGAUGAAUGCCUGGUUUCGUGCCAGCAUGUACCUAUGUUUGGGUAUGCUUUAUCUUCGCGACAACCCACUCCUCAGGGAACCUCUCAAGCUAGAGCAUCUCAAAGCUCGGCUCUUGGGUCAUUGGGGUUCUGAUGCCGGGCAAUCUUUCACCUGGAUGCACAUGAACCGUCUCAUCAAGAAGUACGACCUCGAUGUUCUUUUCGUUUCAGGCCCCGGACAUGGUGCCCCCGGAAUCAUCUCACAAUCUUAUCUUGAGGGUGUCUACUCGGAAGUCUACCCAGAUAAAGGCGAGGAUACAGAGGGCAUGACGAAGUUCUUCAAACAAUUCUCUUUUCCUGGUGGGAUUGGAAGCCACGCAACCCCCGAGACACCUGGAAGUAUUCACGAGGGAGGUGAGCUGGGAUAUUCACUGUCGCAUGCCUUUGGCUCGGUCUUUGACAACCCUAAUCUCAUCACUUUGACCAUGGUUGGAGACGGCGAGUCUGAGACCGGCCCACUUGCAACCAGCUGGCACAGCACAAAGUUCCUGAACCCGAUCAAGGACGGAGUAGUUCUGCCCGUUCUCCAUCUCAACGGAUACAAGAUCAACAACCCGACGGUACUUGCACGAAUCAGCCACGACGAACUUUCUUCCUUGCUCGUUGGCUAUGGAUGGAAACCAUACUUUGUGGAGGGAAGUGAAUUGGACAGCAUGCAUCAAGCCAUGGCGGUUACACUCGAGCAAUGUGUCACGGAGAUCAAGGAGCAUCAGAAGAAAGCCAGAGAGACAAAGACCUCGUUCCGACCCCACUGGCCAAUAAUCAUUCUACGCACACCCAAGGGAUGGUCGGCUCCACGGGAGGUUGAUGGCCAUCUUCUCGAGGGAUUUUGGCGCGCGCAUCAAAUUCCUAUCACUGAUGUCCGCACUAACCCCUCUCAUCUUAAGGUGUUGGAAACAUGGAUGAGGGCCUACAAGCCAGAAGAGCUCUUCGACAAGAAUGGUACAUUGAUUCCGGAACUGAAGGAACUCGCGCCCACGGGUAACUCGCGGAUAAGCGCCAACCCUGUUGGUAAUGGAGGUCUUCUGCGCCGGCCGCUCCAUAUUCCCGAUUUCCGAGAGUACGGGUUUAAGGAUAUUGAUCCUGGGCUGACAAUCAAGGGAGGCAUGGCCAACAUGGCGAAAUUCCUUCGGGAUGUAGUGGCCCAGAACAUGCACAACUUCCGGCUCUUUGGCCCCGAUGAGACUGAAUCUAACAAGCUUUCUGAGGUGUACAAAGCAGGCAAGAAAGUCUGGAUGGGGGACUACUUCGAAGAAGAUAAAGAUGGAGGAAAUCUAUCUCCCGAUGGCCGCGUGAUGGAGAUCCUCAGUGAACAUACCUGUGAGGGAUGGCUGGAAGGCUACAUCCUUUCUGGGCGGCACGGACUGCUAAACAGCUAUGAGCCUUUCAUCCACGUCAUUGAUUCUAUGGUGAAUCAGCAUUGCAAGUGGAUCGAGAAGUGCCUUGAGGUAGAGUGGAGAGCCCGAGUCUCGUCUCUUAACAUCCUUAUCACCGCUACUGUUUGGAGACAAGACCACAAUGGCUUCACCCACCAGGACCCCGGAUUCCUCGAUGUGGUGGCUAACAAGAGCCCCGAGGUGGUUCGCAUCUAUCUCCCGCCCGAUGGCAACACUCUCCUAUCUGUGAUGGACCACUGUCUCCGUAGUGUCAACUACGUGAAUGUGAUCGUCGCGGAUAAACAAGAGCACAUCCAGUUCCUGGACAUGGAUGCAGCCGUCGCGCACUGCACCAAGGGUCUCGGAAUCUGGGACUGGGCGAGCAACGACCAAGGAGCAGAGCCGGAUAUUGUGAUCGCAUCCUGCGGUGAUGUUUCAACACACGAAGCCCUAGCCGCGACCGCACUACUACGUGAACAUCUCCCGCAGCUCAAAGUCCGUUUUGUUAAUGUGGUGGAUCUAUUCCGACUGAUUUCUGCCAUUCACCAUCCUCACGGAAUGUCCGAUAAGAGAUGGAAGUCCAUUUUCACCACCGACAAGCCCAUCAUAUUCAACUUCCACUCCUACCCUUGGCUCAUUCACCGACUCACGUACAAGCGACCUGGUCAACAUAACCUGCAUGUGAGAGGGUACAAAGAGAAGGGCAACAUUGACACCCCAUUUGAACUGGCUAUGCGCAAUGAGACCGAUCGAUACAGUCUCGCUAUGACUGCCAUUGAUUUGGUUCAAUCUCUUGGGAACACGGCAGCUGGCGUGAGAGAGAAGCUGUACAAUGAACAGCUUGCUGGCAAGUCCGAGGCUUUUGAUAAUGGGGUUGAUCCCGAACAUAUUCGCAACUGGAAAUGGCCUUUCUCGAAAGUACCUCACAUCCACCAUCCCCAAGUCCCCCACACCCAUACCCACACGGUUAUCCUUCUACAUGGUCGUGGCAGUGAUGGCCCUGAGUUCGCCGAAGAGCUUUUCUCAUCUUCAACCUCAAAGGGCAAAAACCUACCCUCCUGUCUACCCUCCUAUCGCUGGGUCUUUCCAACCUCACGCGACCGAUGGAGCACUACAUUCGAAGAGAAGAUGUGCGCCUGGUUCGACGCCUACUCCUUGGACAAUAUCCACGAACGACAGGAACUACAGAAAGACGGAAUAAAAGAGUCAGUCUUACACAUUCUCAAUAUUCUCGAGGAUGAAGCUCGACUGUUAGAUCGGCGAUUUUCCCACAUCUAUCUUGGAGGCAUGAGCCAGGGGAUGGCAACCGCCUUGUGGGCGUUCUUAGCUGCAACUGCGACGGGCCGGAUCCGAGUACCACUAGGUGGUCUACUAGGAUUUUGUGGUUGGCUGCCAUUCGUGCAGCAGCUAGAGCAGUUACUAUCCGAUCCAUCCCUUACUCCUAGCAGCUCUCAGGCACAGACUCUAAUAUCUGCGUUCUACUUUGAUGAAAUUGCCGAGAUAUCUCGCUCUAACCAGCCUGAAAGUAAGGGUAAGGGUUUAUCUACGCCUGUGUUUCUAAGUCAUGGAUCAGACGAUCCAUGGGUAUCUGUGGAGCUUGGACGGCAGGCAUGUCAAGUUUUACGGAGGAUUAUGGGACGCGUGGACUGGCAGGAGUUUACUGGCGCAGAGUGUGACGGCCAUUGGGUUAAGGAACCCGAAGGCUUUGACCAUAUCCUGAAGUUCCUUGAAGGUGGCUAUACCUAG
Molecule: messenger RNA, 3255 nt
Organism: Penicillium egyptiacum
Lineage: Eukaryota; Fungi; Ascomycota; Eurotiomycetes; Eurotiales; Aspergillaceae
Source: the annotation of a GenBank genome assembly